Messenger RNA from Hyla sarda, 2422 nucleotides. RefSeq names its product heparan sulfate-glucosamine 3-sulfotransferase 6 (gene HS3ST6). The record is from RefSeq and is a predicted model, not a curated record. The transcript is spliced from 2 exons. Lineage: Eukaryota; Metazoa; Chordata; Amphibia; Anura; Hylidae. Bases 252 to 2417 code for a protein of 721 amino acids. Gene Ontology annotation, molecular function: [heparan sulfate]-glucosamine 3-sulfotransferase activity.
UGGUGCGCUGUCCAUGUGCAGGGUCUCCUGUCAGCUGCAGUGCCUCCUCUCACCUGGAUGCCACCCUAACCCCAGCUCUGCGCCCUUCGGAUCUUGUGCCCGCUCCUAUGAUGCGGCUUCUUUACCGCACUGCACGAUGUGAAACUUUAUGAUGUGAACUGCAGCCGAGUCCUGCCCAGGAUUACCCACUGUCCUGGGGUGCGGGCAGAGCUCUGUGCCAUGUGUGCCAGCCCUGGUCCUCAGCCCCACUCAUGGGAUGUGGCAUCCUAAAGCCUCGGAUCGUUUCUGGGCACCGGGGGGCACUGAGGGCUCAGCCCAGGGUCUCCCUGCUGCUGACUAUGAUCUUCUUCUUCACUUUCUUCUUCUUCUACUGCCUGAGCGGCUCCUGUUCUGACCCGCAGAUGAGCGUCGGAUCCUUGCGCAUUGCGCAGUCGGUUGCGCCUGGACACUCCGGGGAAACUUGGAUCAGCGGUGCCAGGGAUACCCAUAGGAACCCACUGCACUCUGAGGAUGCCCAUAAGAACCCACUGCACCCUGAGGAUGCCCAUAAGAACCCACUGCACUCUGAGGAUGCCCAUAAGAACCCACUGCACCCUGAGGAUGCCCAUAAGAACCCACUGCACCCUGAGGAUGCCCAUAAGAACCCACUGCACCCUGAGGAUGCCCAUAAGAACCCACUGAACCCUGAGGAUGCCCAUAAGAACUUACUGCACCCUGAGGAUGCCCAUAAGAACCCACUGCACCCUGAGGAUGCCCAUAAGAACUUACUGCACCCUGAGGAUGCCCAUAAGAACCCACUGCACCCUGAGGAUACUGAUAAGGACUCACUUCACCCCGAGGAUGGUCAUAAAAACACUUUGCACCCUGAGGAUGCCCAUAGGAACCCACUGCACCCUGAGGAUGCCCAUGAGAACUCACUGCACCCUGAGGAUGCCCAUAAGAACUCACUGCACCCUGAGGAUGCCCAUAAGAACUCACUGCACCCUAAGGAUGCCCAUAAGAACUUACUGCACCCUGAGGAUGCCCAUAAUAACCCACUGCACCCUGAGGAUGCCCAUAAGAACCUACUGCACCCUGAGGAUGCCCAUAAGAACUCACUGCACCCUGAGGAUGCCCAUAAGAACUCACUGCACCCUGAGGAUGCCCAUAAGAACUUACUGCACCCUGAGGAUGCCCAUAAGAACCCACUGCACCCUGAGGAUGCCCAUAAGAACCCACUGCACCCUGAGGAUGCCCAUAAGAACCCACUGCACCCUGAGGAUGCCCAUAAGAACCCACUGCACCCUGAGGAUGCCCAUAAGAACUCACUGCACCCUGAGGAUGCCCAUAAGAACUCACUGCACCCUGAGGAUGCCCAUAAGAACCCACUGCACCCUGAGGAUGCACAUAAGAACCCACUGCACCCUGAGGAUGCCCAUAAGAACCCACUGCACCCUGAGGAUGCCCAGGAGAACGCAUUGCGCUCUGGUGCUGCAUUCUUGGACACUUUGCGCCCUGGCACUGCACGCACUAGACCUAGUGCCAGGGAUGGGGGUCACACUGGCACCGUGACAUUGCUAGACUCAGUGUUAUCUAGUAACAAGACACCAGACCAUAAACUGGCCCACAGUCCGGGUGGCAUCUCAGUGCACAACAGUUUUGGGAGUAAAAAGUUUCCCCAAGCGAUCAUUAUGGGGGUGAAGAAAGGGGGCACCAGGGCACUGCUGGAAUUCCUGAGGAUACACCCAGAUGUCAGGGCGCUGGGGGCUGAACCCCACUUCUUUGAUAGGUGCUAUGACAAGGGUCUGGAGUGGUACAGGAACUUGAUGCCUCGGACAUUGGAAGGACAGAUCACCAUGGAGAAGACGCCGAGCUACUUUGUAACCCCAGAGGCGCCAAGACGAAUUUACAACAUGUCCAAGGAUACGAAGCUCAUAGUGGUGGUCAGGAAUCCGGUGACCAGGGCCAUCUCUGACUACACACAGACCCUGUCGAAAACUCCUUCCCUACCCACCUUCCAAGCAUUGGCCUUCAAAAACUCCAGCAUGGGGACAAUCGAUACCACCUGGAGUGCCAUCCGUAUCGGCAUCUACGCUAAGCACUUAGAGAACUGGCUCCAAUACUUCCCUCUCUCCAAAUUGCUUUUUGUCAGCGGGGAGAGACUGGUCAGUGACCCCGCAGGGGAAAUGGGCCGAGUGCAGGACUUUUUGGGGCUAAAGCGGAUUAUAACCGAUAAACAUUUCUUCUUUAACAAAACAAAGGGAUUUCCUUGCCUCAAGAAGCCAGAGGGAAGCGGCAAGCCAAGAUGUCUGGGCAAAUCCAAGGGGCGUCCGCACCCCGAUAUAGAUAAGACGCUUUUGUUACAUCUUCAGGAGUUUUACCGACCGUACAACAUGAAGUUCUACCAGAUGACUGGUCACAACUUUGGCUGGGACUGAUUUUU